AUGAGGGAGACGCACUACUGGGUUACGCAUUGGAUUGGAGGAGUAGAAACUGUCACUUUAGGUGAUCAGGAAGCCCGAACUAGAAAUUCUAAGAAAAGCAUUUUUGAGAGGAAAGCUCCUCCAACAUUUCCUUUUUUGAUUGAAAUGAGGGAGACGCACUACUGGGUUACGCAUUGGACAGAAAGGAGUGUGGAUUUGUUUCUUUGUGGGAAAAAGCCAUUGGUUGAGGUCAGGAGAAGGGAUGAGCAGUCCAAGUUUGUGAUAGAAAGAUGGAAAACAGAGGACUGA
Messenger RNA from Ilex paraguariensis (yerba mate), 288 nucleotides. NCBI's taxonomy places the organism in Eukaryota, Viridiplantae, Streptophyta, Magnoliopsida, Aquifoliales, Aquifoliaceae. The record is from the annotation of a GenBank genome assembly.